AUGAAAUGUAAGCACUCCGAAACUUCAUACUUCUUUUCUUUUCAACAAAUCCAAUGGACUAAAUCAACAACUGGGAUUGUAUUCACGUGGCCAGAGAGUUCCAAAACAACACGAUCCGUAGUAACCAUUCUUAAAAUCGGGUGGUGGGUUUUUUGGAUUUUUGCCGUAACACAGAUGAUGCAAACAUUUUAUUUGGCAUAUACAGUACGAAACAGUUUUAUGCAACUUAUUCACAACUUAUUCCACGCAUUCUGCAUGAACCAAGUCGUGCUUACAAUGAUUAUUGGGAAACAUCAUCAUCAUCGGUUCCAGUAUUUAAUUGAAGAGAUAGAGACAUUCAUGAAGGAUGCCAACUCUCACGAGCGGGAAGUACUUUCAAAGUGUGUAAAGCGAAUAGCUUCUCGUCACUUCAGCUAUAAUAUCAUCGCUAUCAGUGCGACACUGGGUUAUAUACUCGGUCCCAUCACACUUGAUUACUCAUUACCGAAUAGAUUGGUGUACCCAUUUGCCGUGGAUGAACAUCCUUCUUAUGAUAUUGCCUAUUUAUGGGAAACCAUAGGAGCUAUUGAAUGUUGUUGUUCUACCGCUUUUAUUUGUCAAGUGUGUCUGCUCCUUUGGUAUGGAACAAUACAACUUGAAAUUCUCGCGGAAAAAAUGAGGAAAGUCAGCAUCGCUCAAGACCUUAAAGAGUACAUUAAUGUACAUCAUCAUAUACUUUGGUAUAUUGAUGAAACCAUCAAAACCGUUCGACCCGUGGUUUUGACAACUGUUGCAAUGGCUAUGAUAACCAUUUUGUGUGCCGGAAUCACCAUAGUUGGAAAUGGACCAAUCAUUGAAAAACUGCAGUUUAUGGUGAUUGUAAUGACGUUCUCGAUAGAACUCCUUUGUGUUGCGUGGGCUGCAGAGAAUUUAACUGCAGCGUGCGAGGAAGUUAGUUGGGCGCUCUAUAAUAGGGCUGUCAUUUUCGUGAUGCAGAGAUGUCAAAAACCGUCGGUAAUUUCUAUCGGUGGAUUAUUGCCAAAAUUGUCCAUGAACUAUUAUGCAAGGUAUAUGUCAGCAACAUAUUCUUUCUUCACUACACUACGUGUUGUACUCCGAAAAAUUGAAGACGAUUUGUGA
Diachasma alloeum is the source of this 1119-nucleotide messenger RNA. RefSeq lists its product as uncharacterized. Gene Ontology annotation, biological process: sensory perception of smell; detection of chemical stimulus involved in sensory perception of smell. The transcript has 7 exons. Gene Ontology annotation, molecular function: odorant binding; olfactory receptor activity. NCBI's taxonomy places the organism in Eukaryota, Metazoa, Arthropoda, Insecta, Hymenoptera, Braconidae. Bases 1 to 1119 code for a protein of 372 amino acids. The record is from RefSeq and is a predicted model, not a curated record. Gene Ontology annotation, cellular component: plasma membrane.